GGGAGCGAGGGGACAGCUCGGGAGCAGCCGGAGCGGUAGCGGCGGCGGCGGCGGCGAGGCUCGGCGCCCUCUUCUCUGCAAACCAUGUUUGCCAAAGGCAAAGGCUCGGCGGUGCCCUCGGACGGGCAGGCUCGGGAAAAGUUAGCUUUAUACGUCUACGAAUAUUUACUGCACGUAGGAGCACAGAAAUCUGCACAGACCUUCUUGUCAGAGAUUCGAUGGGAAAAAAACAUCACGUUGGGAGAACCGCCUGGGUUUUUGCACUCGUGGUGGUGCGUAUUUUGGGACCUUUACUGUGCAGCUCCUGAAAGGCGAGACACUUGUGAACAUUCGAGUGAAGCAAAAGCCUUUCAUGAUUACAGCGCAGCAGCCGCCCCGAGCCCCGUGCUUGGCAACAUUCCCCCCAACGACGGGAUGCCGGGAGGCCCCAUCCCGCCAGGUUUCUUUCAGGGUCCUCCGGGGUCACAGCCCUCGCCGCACGCACAGCCUCCACCUCACAAUCCCAGCAGCAUGAUGGGACCCCACAGUCAGCCUUUUAUGUCACCGCGAUACGCAGGCGGCCCCAGGCCCCCGAUCAGAAUGGGAAACCAGCCUCCAGGAGGAGUUCCUGGGACCCAGCCACUGCUGCCCAAUUCCAUGGAUCCCACCCGACAGCAAGGGCACCCCAACAUGGGAGGAUCAAUGCAGAGAAUGAACCCUCCCCGAGGCAUGGGACCCAUGGGGCCCGGCCCACAGAAUUACGGCAGCGGCAUGAGACCACCACCCAACUCCCUCGGCCCCGCCAUGCCCGGGAUUAACAUGGGCCCGGGAGCUGGCAGACCCUGGCCAAAUCCUAACAGUGCUAACUCAAUUCCAUACUCCUCCUCAUCACCUGGUACCUACGUGGGACCUCCUGGCGGUGGUGGCCCCCCAGGAACACCCAUCAUGCCUAGUCCUGCAGAUUCAACAAAUUCCAGUGACAACAUCUACACAAUGAUUAAUCCGGUGCCGCCUGGAGGCAGCCGGUCCAACUUCCCGAUGGGUCCAGGCUCGGACGGCCCGAUGGGAGGCAUGGGCGGCAUGGAACCACACCACAUGAACGGAUCGUUAGGGUCAGGUGACAUAGAUGGACUUCCAAAAAAUUCUCCUAACAACAUAAGUGGCAUUAGCAAUCCUCCAGGCACCCCUCGAGACGAUGGUGAGCUAGGAGGGAACUUCCUCCACUCCUUCCAGAAUGACAAUUAUUCUCCAAGCAUGACGAUGAGCGUGUGAUCCCCUCCUCUUCUCCGAGACGCUGAGAGAGCCGGCAUUGCAGGCGGGAAGAUGCCAGAAAUUAUGCAAGAAGAAGUGAGGUGUCAUUACCCAGGAGCUGGGGGAGGGGCGUCUCCCUGCUCCCCCUCAGCCCCCACCCUCCUCCUCCAGUCCCCCCCACCUGUCCCAAUUUUAGUUUCAUGCAAUAAAAAGGCCGAACUUUUUAUUCCAUAAAACAUGAAGGACAAAACUCAAAAUAAAAAUAUAUUUCAAGUCAAUGACCAGAAAAAUCCCACCCCUUGCCCUUUCCCAAAAGGACCUUUUAUGUACAUGACACUUUUUUGUUGUUUUUUUUGUUUGUUUGUUUGGGGUUUUACCGUUACUGGGAUUUUUUAAUUUGUUUUCAGGGGGGUUUUUUUGGGGGAAAAAUUUUUAAAAAUGGAAGCUUCUAGCAAGUCCCCCACCCACCCCACCCCAAUCAACCUCUUUGCUUUCUUCUUUAAAAAAAAAAAAAAAAAAUAGAAAAAAAGAAAAAAGGACCAAAAAAAAAAAAAAAAAAAAGCCCUGCUGUCUGUCUGUACCCAAGCCCUUCCACCAGGAAAGCUAGUCUAGGUGUGAGAUCUCACGCUGUCUUUGUAGCCAUCUAAAAAUAAUAAUAAUAAUAAUAAACUGGGCAGUUUACAAUCGGUGGUUUCUUUCAAAAGGCCUUUUUUGGAAAGAGACAAGAAAGUCCCCUUUCUCCAUUUGGGGUUUUCGGUUUGUGCGGAUGGGCAAGUAAGGGGUGGGAACCUGUUUUGUUUUCGCUUGGUUUCUCCCGGCGAGGUGGCCUCAGCAGCUGCACAACUGGGACCCCAGAACCACCCCCUCCCGUAUGUGGCCCGAGGGGCCAGACCACCUGACCGCUUUCAGGACUCCGCCACAGCGGAGACUCGCUGUGACCCGGUGGCAUGCACUGUGUUCCCAGGACUGCUUCCUCCUCUCUCUCUUCUGGACCUUCCCCUGCCCGGCCUCCCUGCCGCUCCAGCCCUCUCCUCAGCCCCCACCCCAGUCUUCCCAGCGAGAAUCCUGCCAGCUGGGUGGUGGCCUGGACGGAGCGCAGUGGGGGAGGCCGCCCCCAACAGGAUGGCUAUGACCUGGGACAUGGCAACCGUGACCCCCGCGUUCUCGCCCCGUGGCCCUGGCUCGCAUCGUCCUCGUCGUGUGUGCUCGUGUGUGCGGGCACUGUAGGGCUGGAGUUUGGGUUUCCUUUUGUUUUGGGUUUUUUUUUUUUUUUUCUCUUGAUUCUUGCUUCUUUUUCAAAGAUGGGAAUUGACCAGAAUUGCUCUGUAUACGCUUGGAACUGGAUGGAAAGACUUUGGAAUAGCUGUUGGGGGGGCGGGGGACACCAACAACCAAACAGACGUGCUGUUUCCGGUCCUGUUUUUAUUUUCAAAAACCGACAAAUGCGACAGUGGAGCCUGUCCCCUCCUAGGAGGGGUGACUCAUGGCCUCCCUCACCUCACUACCCCCAUCGAACCUCUGUGUCUUGCCCUGAAGACACCCGAAUUCUUUGUACAUUUACAGCCCCUCCUCCCUGCUCCCCUGUAGCUGCUGUUUGUUUUCCUCCCUCCCCUUCCUGAUCCAUGUAUAUCAUACUAUGUGAGAUACCAUCUGCCUGAAAAAAGACCUUGUGCGGAUUAUUGGGAA
This is a messenger RNA of Lynx canadensis (Canada lynx), 2916 nucleotides long. It is a transcript of the gene SSBP3, whose product is annotated as single stranded DNA binding protein 3. The record is from RefSeq and is a predicted model, not a curated record. Gene Ontology annotation, biological process: positive regulation of transcription by RNA polymerase II. Gene Ontology annotation, molecular function: single-stranded DNA binding; protein binding. Bases 85 to 1251 code for a protein of 388 amino acids. The transcript has 18 exons. NCBI's taxonomy places the organism in Eukaryota, Metazoa, Chordata, Mammalia, Carnivora, Felidae. Gene Ontology annotation, cellular component: nucleus.